Messenger RNA from Ipomoea triloba (trilobed morning glory), 1441 nucleotides. RefSeq names its product pentatricopeptide repeat-containing protein At4g18975, chloroplastic. NCBI's taxonomy places the organism in Eukaryota, Viridiplantae, Streptophyta, Magnoliopsida, Solanales, Convolvulaceae. Bases 256 to 1101 code for a protein of 281 amino acids. The record is from RefSeq and is a predicted model, not a curated record. Gene Ontology annotation, molecular function: protein binding. The transcript has 2 exons.
UGCUAUUUAGUAUUUAGCAUAACAAAGAGGAAAGAAAGUGGUUUCCCUAGGCAAGGUCAUGCUGGUUAUUUACUUAACCACAACAAACAACCUAAGCAAAGGUUAGCCUGCGUUCUUUUGACUGUUGUCCGUUGAGCCACCGCCACUGCGCCUCCGUCACUUCCGGCCGCUCUGCUAAGCUCGGUCACUUCUUCACACACAGGAGGAAGAAAAGAUAUUCAAGGCAGAUAAUAUAAGGUGUGCCAGUCUGAGAAAAUGUCAAAUCCUACUUCAAUUGGAAAGUUUGCUAGACAUAUCAGUCAACUUAUAUUGGUUAGAAAUCGUAUGUUUGCACGCUCUUAUAGUACAGUUGUUCGAUCUCCUCAAAUCCCCAGCCAAGGCAGUGUGAAGACGAUGGGAUCUGCAGAUCAUCGGGUUGAUUAUGAAGUAUCACCUAAGUUUUCAGGGAAAGAUAGUGAAGUUGAAAUGAAGCGCCAAAUAGGAGCAAAUGUUUCGAGAAAGGAUAAGAUCAGCUUUCUAGUAAAGACGCUUCUUGACCUCAAGGAUAGUAAAGAAGGUAUAUACAAUGCCCUGGAUGCCUGGGUUGCAUGGGAGCAGAACUUCCCAAUUGCGUCGGUGAAGCAGGUUAUACUCAAACUUGAGAAGGAGCAUCAAUGGCAUAGAGUUAUCCAAGUUAUAAAAUGGAUGUUAAGCAAGGGGCAAGGCAACACAAGAGGGACUUAUGGGCAGUUAAUUCAAGCAUUAGAUAUGGACCAUAGGGCAAAAGAAGCACGGGAGAUUUGGAGGAAGAAACUUGGCUAUGACCUACAUUCGGUUCCAUGGUCAUUGUGCAGCCUUAUUAUUUCUAUCUAUUAUCGGAAUGAUAUGCUGGAGGAUCUUGUAAAGCUGUUCAAGGGCUUGGAAGCAUAUGGGCGAAUACCACCCGAGAAAUCUAUUGUGCAGAGAGUAGCCGAUGCAUAUGAAACGUUGGGAUUAUCUAAAGAUAAAGAAUGCUUAUUGGAGAAGUACAAGGAUCUCUUUACUGAGACACAGGGUGGAAAGCCCAAGAAGUAUAGGGGAUCUCAGGCCAAGAAAAAAGGGAAAGCAAAGAAGGAAGAUUGAGAAGGGGUUUCUUAUGCUGUUUUACAUAUCUCAUUCAACAGCUUCCUGCCAAUAUUUGGUACAUUUCCUUAUUGAUCCUUAUUGAAUGCAUAAUACAUAUGGUGCAUGCAAACAAGGUUUCAAACAAUGUGGGUAUGAAAAAUCUUGCCUGAGGAUGAAUAUGUGAAGAAACUAUUGGUUUACAUAUUUGCAUGACUAGUGGGUAAUUGUAUCUUACCUGUUAUCGUGAGCAUCACACAUUCACAUUCACAACUUCAUGUAUUUGAUGCUCAGGAAAUCAUGCAUUGUGAACCCAAAACAAUUCUUUAUUGCAAUUUUGAGUUUUGAUCCUUACAAUCGA